AUGUUUUUUGUAAACAUAAAUGACACUUUAUCCAUUUCUAAUCGGCAAAUGAUUCACUACCAACGGCCACUAAUAAACGACCGUGAAAGAGACAUUUACAUGGUCGCCAACUACGUUUUGGUAACAGCUGCCAUCAGUUUAUUUGGUGUGGUCGCCAACAUCAUUAACAUCCGUGUCUUCUUCAAACAAGGAUUCAGUAGUACCGUCAACAUAACAUUUUUUGCAAUAGCCAUUUCAGACCUCGGCAGUCUCCUCGGUUUGUUGUGGGGUGGAGUUUGCGUCAAUCCUCUUUUUGUCUAUUCAGACGCCGUUAUUGUGCCCCUAGAAAUCUUGUACCUUACAUCGGGAAUACCUCAUAUUUGUUUCGUGCGCAUAACUGGCUGGUUAACUGUUUUCAUUACCGCUGAAAGAUGUUUGUGCAUCAUUUCACCGCUAAAAAUCAAACAACUUAUAACACCAAAAGUUACUAUGGCGACUGUAUCAUCUAUUUACAUCGCUAUUAUGUUGUCAUUUGUUCCGGAAUUUGAGAUUGCCUAUUUUGAUUGGAAGUUUUAUCCACAUAAGAACAGAACAUUACUUGGGUUGAUGUUUACUAGCAAAAAAUCCAGCAAUGAAGGGAUUGUGUUCUUCUUGUACUCCGUUCUCGGAACUGUAUCGUUUGUAGCCGUAAUUAUCUUCACAAUUAUUCUAGUUCAGCAGCUGAAGCAAAAAUCAAAAUGGAGAAAGAAAGCGAACAUAGAGCGUGGACUUUCAGAAUCCAUGUCAAGUCGGGACCGGAAGACGAUGAACAUGGUCGUACUCAUAGCCAUUGUGUUAAUUGUCUGUUAUAUACCUGGAGUCGCUGUAUCGUUGACAACAUUUUCCAUGGUCGAAUUUAGAAUCUUUGGAAGGGAAGUCAACUUAUUUUAUGUUGCUUGGACUUUUGCUUUUAUUUUUGAAGCCAUUAAUGCAAGCAUCAAUAUCUUUGUCUACUACAAAAUGAGCUCUAAAUAUAGAGAGACAUUUUGUGACAUGUUUAGGAUUACAGCAUCAUAUAAAUAA
Messenger RNA from Candidula unifasciata, 1041 nucleotides. Lineage: Eukaryota; Metazoa; Mollusca; Gastropoda; Stylommatophora; Geomitridae. The record is from the annotation of a GenBank genome assembly.